Molecule: messenger RNA, 2572 nt
Organism: Aspergillus campestris IBT 28561
Lineage: Eukaryota; Fungi; Ascomycota; Eurotiomycetes; Eurotiales; Aspergillaceae
Exons: 2
Coding region: 116-2260 (714 amino acids)
Source: RefSeq, a predicted model, not a curated record
CUUCAUUCUUGAUCCCACUUGUCCGUGACUUGAUCUCCAUCAUCAUUCUUGUACAUUUAAUCUCUUGCACAAUUGUAUUCGAUUGACCUCACCUUUUUCACCCCCUCGCGACAUCAUGGCGAUUCGUCGCUCCGCCCGCCUGCGUGAUCGCUCGACCUCUGCGGAACCGCAGGCUACCCCAGAGCCGACCACAAACAAUAACACCACUUCCAAGAACAACGUCAACAAUAAUAAGGACGCCCCUAGCAACCGCCAUCAGACAGAUAAGCUCCCCUCCGUCAUGGAACACGAUGAGACGCCUGCCCUCGAGGACUUUCCUGUCGUCCCCAAACACGCGCCGGGCACGCCUCUUAAAUCCACUCCGCUCAAGUCGACUACACCCAAACCCACGUUGAAAUCCACCCCGCUGAAGUCCACUCCGUUGAAAUCCACUCCUCUCAAGUCCAUUCAAAGAUCCCCCGCCAAAACUCCUACGAGCGUGUUUACCCGCCCCCCUCACCAAGAGAUGCACCCCAGUAAGGUGCACCAAAGCACCACCAAGCAGGCCGAUUCCGGCUUGAUCCUGGGCUUCAACCCCAUCAAGAAAGACGCGUCGGGCAAUGUGGUGAAGAACAAUGUUCAAGACACCCCCACCAAGGCCAAUGCCUCUCCCGCUUCCACCCACUUCGGCACCCCGGGAUUCGAGUUCAAGUUUGCCUCGCAGGAAUCAGAGCUCAGCGAUGAAGCCAGGAAGCUCAUGGAGAGUGUGCGUGGAGAUGUCGCCAAGAUCAAGGCUCAGAUGAUCCAGAAUCAGGCCAGUGAGCCCGAACACGAACUCCAGUCCGCAGACCGCAUAUUUGCGCACCCCAAGGGCCAGGCCAGCCGCUUCAGCAACGCUCACAUGGCCGAGUUCAAGAAGAUGGACUCCAUCGCCGGACACGCGUCUGCCUUCCGUGCCACCCCUGGCCGCUUCCAGCCCCUGCAGAAGACCCUCAAGCGCACCAACUCCAAAGCGCGUCUCGAUGAGCCCGAGAGUCAGGGUUCGCCCAGCAAGUCGGCUCGUAAGCCUUCCCCCGCCGACGCGCCGGCGGCCGGUGCCAAGCGAGUCAAGCACGACAGCUCAGAUGACGCGUCGACUCGCCGUCCAACCACGGCCGAUACCCCUUCGAAGCCUGUGCAGGCGCGUCCCCGUCCUCGCCCUCGUUCCACGGUCCGCAGCUCGCUACUCACCCCGACCCGGGCCUCGUCCAUGCGCGCUGCGACCAGCCUCAAGCCACCUCGCACCAGUAUGAUCCCGUCGCUGGCACGAUCGCCUAUCUCGAAGCCGUCGGAUGCGCCGCACACCCCACGCACAGAGUUCAACCCUCGAUUCAAGAGCAAUCUCCCCUCGCUGGGCAACCUCAAGUCGAUCCUCCGCCGUCACCAGCCUCUAUUCUCACGCGACCCGGCCAAAAUCGCCUCCGGUACCCAUGUGGCUGCUCCGGACUUCACCUCGAGCAUGAUUUUCGGCGCGCCUCGUGAAGACGGCUCGGACGAGCUGGCGCGGACGCCGUCGCCGAAGAAGCGUGUGGAAUUCAACUUCAGCACCAACGCCCCAGAGGGGCCCCCCGAGUCGCCCUCGCCCUCGAAGAUUCCUAAAUCAGCGCGUUCCUUGGAGCCCGUCUCCACCGACGUGGUCUAUCCGACCUUGCCCACCUUGACCCCGGAGCGAGGCUCGACUGAAGUGCAAUCGCCGUCCAUCCGCCACGUCCGCCCCUCCGACGUCACAAUUGACACCCAGCUUCCCGAGGUCUCAGGCAUUCCCCAUGGCAUUCGCCACAAGAAAGGCAACCACGAGACCUCUGAGGCCCCACGUGAUCCCAACGGACCCGACAUCGCUGGGAUCCCUCAUGGCAUUGGCCAUCGCAAGCGGGUGCGGGAAGAUGUUGACGACGAGGUUGACACCGAGAACGUGCCACCCGAGGAGCCGGUUGAAGGGCGCAGCAUCAAGCGCGUCAAACUUGUGCCAACCCCCGCCAAGCUUGCUCCAAAUCCUUCCAAGCUUGCUCCUACUCCUUCCAAGCUUGCUCCUACUCCUUCCAAGCCUGCCCCUACUCCUUCCAAGCUUGCACCAACUCCUGCCAAGCCUAGCUCUAGCCCGUUCAAGUCGCGUUCCCACACCCCGCAGCGAUCGAACUCCAUCACCAGCAAGGGAACGCCGUCGAGUGCACGACCCAAGAGCCGGGGAGCGCUCAGCAUGAGUCGACUGAACAUGCUGUCCCAGCCCAAGAGCCGCCCAUGACCUCGUCUCCCUGAAUAACUAACGACUGCAACACUACACGGUUUUGACAACUGUCUUCAAUUCAUUGCCUGCUUUUCUCUCCUAUUUGUACGAUGGCGUGACACGCAGCGGGUUCACCUCUGUUUCUGUACCAUAAUUACUUGGGAGCCACCAUUUCACACGACUGACUGACUGAUUGAUUAUUUUUGCUGGCGCUUGGAUGCAUCUGGCAUGCGGAUGGCGUUUACUUUGACUACUCUUUCCGUUCAACUGGAAGAUCAAUAGUCUGGAGUUGAUUGAUAUUGUUUGAUUUGAAUCAUGCUGCAUUUGUGG